AUGCAACUUUCGCUCCUAAUUUUUUUGCUCAAUUUUUUACUGAUUGCGUCUGCUUUACCUACCUUAUACAAACGUUCUUUUGACGCAGAAAGCGCGUACCAAUCUGCACUCAAUGCCACAUGGUCGUUGUUUUGGAACUCUCAGUACGACGCAUUCAAUUUGAAUGAUCCUGCUUGUACGUCAGAAUUCAGUUAUGCAGCAGUAUGGGAUCUUGCCGUUGUAGGAAAAGCCAUAGUUGACUCGGGAGAUGUUGCAAAGACUGAAGAUAUAAUUAAUAGUCUAUACAAGUUCCAAAACUCUGCAGGAUGGUUUACAAGUCUGCCUGGUGGGUCCGAGAUUUAUACCGAUGAUAAUGCACAAGUCGUUUGGGUCUUUUUGGCAGCUUAUGAAUUGACCAAGAAUCAGCAGUUGCUCAAUACUGCAGUGAACUUGAUCCAUCUUAUUCAAACACAGUGGUCUGCCAUUGGUGGUGUUACAUGGCAGAAGGAUGAAACAUAUGUAGCUUCCAUCUCGACUGUCGAGGCCGCUCUUGCUGCUGUCAAGGUUUAUGAACAGAAUGGCGACGAGUCAUUGUUGACAUUUGCAAAUAGCUCGCUCACAUGGUUGGAUGAACAUUUAACUGAUCCAACUGAUGGUUUUUACUAUGAUGGUAUUAAUAGGCAGACAUGGCAAUUAAACAAAGGAAAAUUGACAUAUACUGUUGGAGUUGCAAUCUCGACAUACUCAUACUUGUACAAGUUCACAGGCGAUGAAGCAUACUUGGAAAAAGCCAUUGCCAAGGCUUCAGCAACAUUGCAAUCUACAACGUUUUUGAGUCCGAAUGGCGCUUGGAAUAACCAGCUCUGUUAUGUGCAUUUGCUUUUUGCGGGUUUUGCAGACUUGAUAACCAUUACUGGAAUUACUCAAUAUACUGAGGCUGUUACGAAUCAGGCUAAUUUUAUUUACUUAUACGAUCAGCUUACCCAAGGAAGUUAUGGGUGGUACGGGAGUGAUUUGAGUCUUUACAACAAUUAUGUUAAAUCAACUGGUGAUACUAAAAGUAUAAGUUAUUCUUAUAGCGCUGACAACUAUUGCAGCACCAACCCAACUCAACCCAAGAGGUCGGCAUUAGAUGAUGGAUCAGCAGCACAAAUAUUCUACAACGUUGCAAGGAUCAACUAA
Molecule: messenger RNA, 1161 nt
Organism: Lodderomyces elongisporus
Lineage: Eukaryota; Fungi; Ascomycota; Pichiomycetes; Serinales; Debaryomycetaceae
Exons: 1
Coding region: 1-1161 (386 amino acids)
Biological process (GO): carbohydrate metabolic process
Source: RefSeq, a predicted model, not a curated record